GGAGCGGGGAGCCAUGGCCGCGGUGACGAGGGGCACCGCGACGCGCCGCAGCCGCCUGAAGCGCUCGGACGGCAGCACCACCUCCACCAGCUUCAUCCUGCGGCAGGGCUCAGCAGAUUCGUACACGAGCAGACCCUCAGACUCUGAUGUCUCUUUGGAAGAGGACAGGGAAGCAAUCCGCCAGGAAAGGGAGCAGCAAGCAGCCAUCCAGCUUGAGAGGGCCAAGUCCAAACCAGUAGCAUUUGCUGUCAAGACCAACGUGAGUUACUGUGGGGCUCUGGAUGAAGAUGUUCCUGUCCCAAGCACUGCCAUCUCCUUCGAUGCCAAGGACUUCCUCCACAUUAAAGAGAAAUACAACAACGACUGGUGGAUAGGGAGGCUGGUGAAGGAGGGCUGCGAGAUCGGCUUCAUCCCGAGCCCGCUGCGCCUGGAGAACAUCCGCAUCCAGCAGGAGCAGAAGAGGGGCCGCUUCCACGGAGGGAAAUCCAGUGGGAAUUCUUCAUCAAGCCUUGGAGAGAUGGUUUCUGGCACAUUUCGAGCCACACCUACAGCCACAGCAAAACAGAAACAAAAAGUGACAGAACAUAUUCCCCCCUAUGAUGUAGUGCCAUCCAUGAGACCUGUGGUGUUGGUGGGCCCAUCACUCAAAGGCUAUGAGGUGACAGACAUGAUGCAGAAAGCUCUCUUUGACUUCCUGAAGCACAGGUUUGAUGGGAGGAUAUCCAUAACCAGAGUGACAGCUGACAUCUCCCUGGCCAAGAGGUCUGUGCUCAACAACCCCAGCAAGAGGGCGAUCAUUGAGCGCUCCAACACCAGGUCCAGCCUAGCUGAAGUGCAGAGUGAGAUUGAAAGAAUCUUUGAGCUGGCCAGGUCCUUACAGCUGGUUGUCCUGGAUGCAGACACUAUAAAUCACCCUGCACAGCUUAUCAAGACAUCUCUAGCACCAAUUAUUGUCCAUGUGAAGGUGUCCUCUCCAAAGGUUCUGCAGCGACUGAUCAAGUCCAGAGGGAAGUCACAAAGCAAACACUUGAACGUCCAGUUGGUGGCAGCUGAUAAACUUGCACAAUGCCCACCAGACAUGUUUGACGUGAUCCUGGACGAGAACCAGCUGGAGGACGCCUGCGAGCACCUGGCCGAGUACCUGGAGGCCUACUGGAGAGCCACGCACACGUCCAGCGCCGCGCCCAUGACGCCCCUGCUGGGCAGGAGCCUGGGGCCCUCGGCGCUGUCCCCGUACCCCGCCGCCAUCUCCGGCCUGCAGAGCCAGCGCGGGAGGCACGGCGGCCACUCCGCGGAGAACUCUCCCCUCGAGCGCCGCAGCCUCGUGACCUCCGACGAGAACUACCACAACGAGAGGGCUCGCAAGAGCAGGAACCGCUUGUCUUCCAGUUCCCAGCACAGCCGAGAGCACUAUCCCCUCGUGGAAGAGGAAUUCUCUGACCCCUACCAGGACUCGUACAAGCCCCACCGCAACCGCGGCUCCCCCGGCGGAUACAGCCACGACUCGCGGCACCGGCUCUGAGUCCUGGGGCUGGGGCACAACAGCAUCCACCCGUUGGUACCUUGCCAUAACGUAGCUAGGAGUAACAAUUAGAUCAUGUUAAUUUGGCAGGUGUGACGGUGACAACUGCAGUUGCACUCUGCUGUCAUUGAUGUUUGAUUAGGGGGCAGCAAAACCCAGCCCGGCCCUUCCGUUUCUGCCCGAUCAUAGAGGUUGUUUUUUGGGAUUAUUUUUUGGGUUUAAUACAGCAUUUGCAUUUAUAGCCAUAUUUUUUUCUUGUCCUUAGGUAUUAGACACAUCCGUUUGUAAUUUUGGGUACUUAUCGAGGCACUUAUAAAAUAAUUUCCUGUGCUGGAAAUUCCAAAUGACCAGUUCCAGUUGGAACCAAUUUAUAAACCAAUUCCUGUUGGAAUUUGGGUGAAUUGACUGGAAAGUCGACGUGAGCAUGUUGGGAAAAAAAAAAAAAAACAAACACAAAGAAAAAUCUGAAAAUUACAAACCACUGCAAGUCAGAAAGUCAGCUCCAGUAUUUGUUUGCUGGGAGCUCAAUUUCCAUUUCAGGUUAGAGUAAAAGGAUUUAUUCUAACGAUUUCUUUCCAGAAUGGCUUUUUCAGACAAACCAAAUGUAAACUCUCGAGAGUGCCAAAUAUCCCAAAUUAUUGCAGCAGUUACAAAACACUUCCCAGUUCCAAAUUAUUUUUAGACCUGGCAUGAAUGUUGCAGGCAAAUGAUUCUUGAGUUCAGCCAGUCCUGACAGUUUUGCUGGGACCAGCAGGGAGGAACUGCGGCAGGAGACGGGAAAUAGGGACAGGAAAAGGAACAAACUCCAUCGUUUGUGUGCUUGGAGGUUAGGAAUAGUCUUUAUUUUUUCCCACUCUUUUACCUGAAUACAGCCAGAAGUCCCAAAAUGGAACAGGAGUAUAGAGGCAUCAGAUUUUUCUCCCAUUUUUAUCCUGCUUUUGAAAUGGAAAACAAUCCCCUCCUCCGACCCCGUGUGUCAAGUCCCUACAUCCCAGUACCCCGAGUAGCUGCCCACGUGUUCCAUCUUCCCAAAUCCACCUCUGAAUGUCUGACAAUUCCAGCGGCGCACAAGAACUCUCCAGAAGAUCCAUUCCAGCCAUGAAAUCCAAGGGGAGGGAGUGGGCUUGUCCAGUCAUCGGUGAUGAACAUUUCAAACAACAUCUCCUUCAGAAUUGCAAUAAAAAGGGAACAUCAGACACAAAUCUGCUCCCAGGGAAGUGGUGGAGCUGAUUCCAAGCUUUGGAUUCCAAGAGCUGUGAUAAAUCCUUGGAGAUAUUGCUGCCUUACUUCCUACCAAUCAUUUCUUUCACCUGCUGAUUCUUGAGUUCCUUCCAAGAGAUGAAUUUCUGUGGUUGGACCUUGUGUUUUACACCAUCAGUGAAGCCUUAGAUCCCAUGGGAUUGAAAAUUGACCCCCAUUGGCCAUUUUGUGCAACCACUGGCAUCUUCCAGCAGAGCCUCCCGAAAUUCCCAGCGCACACAUUCCCUGGAAUUGACACCGUUACGAUGCUGAACGUGCAUUUGUUUAUUGUCACAACUAUUUUUGUUUUCUUCCCAAAAUAAGGAUCAUUAACUUUUUUUAUUUGCUUGUUUUCCUCCCAAAGCCUGCUGAACCCAGGCUUUGAAAGCAUGUAGCACUGCAGGAAUUUCUGGAAUAUUCCAGUUUCUUCUACUGGCAAAGACCACUGGUGUUUCCAGCAUCCUGGAGUCUGAUUAUCCUCUUGAAGUUACUGGGAAAAGCAAUCCAUGUCCUUUGUGGGGCACCCAAACCUACACCCAUCCCCACAGCAUUAAAAGGGGGCAGACACCUGAUUAAUGAAUCAUUUUAAUGACCCCACUGCCUAACAGGCAGCUGCAGCACCACUGGGUGAUCCCAGUGGAGCAGAUACCAGGGAAAAUGGGGAAAUCUCUGCAUCCACUGGAGUCCCAGAGCUCUGCAUGGAUCUGCCAGACCUGAUCCUGCCCAAUUCCCUCUGGCUGCAGAUGCCAGCGGAGCUCUGAGGCUGAGGGAGCGUGGCAGGACCUGGCACUGGCAGCUCCUGCAGGAUUCUGUGCUGCAGCACAGGGGAGCAUCCUCCAGGAGGUUCUCCAGCCCUUUUUCCGUGUCCAGCACACAGAGAGGACAGAGGAGGCCUUGGGUGACCCCUUCUUCUCUGAGCUUUCCUUGUUUGUGCUUUGAAGUCCUGAGAAGCUGUAGAGCCCUGGGCAGCAGCUGCUUCUCUUUAUUCUGCACUAGAUUAGGGAUCAGCUCGUUAACUGCUUGAGGAGAUUUGCAUAUUUGCAGUCAGAUAUUUCCUAGAGCCUUUUGGAGCCUUGUUUUCAGUCUUCCAUGUCACCCCAGGCCAGGGAAGGAUCCCCAGCCACCACGCUCUGCACAAUCCAUCACCUGAACAUCUCAAGUGCCAAAACGACUUGGGUUUGACAAAAACAAACGUGUGAGGGAAGUCAGGGAUGGGCCUGAGGUCCUUUAUUCCGUGGGGUUAAGCUGCCUUCACUCCUGGGUGUCCUGAGCUUCUCCCAGAGCCCAUUCCAUUGGGAUCAAAGGAACCAGGGGCCCUGCAGGUCCCCGUCCUUGCUGGGGUGUUGAAUUCUUUGGAAAGAGAUAUUCCUGAAGUACAAAUACACCAGCCAGGCUGGGAGACUCUUCAUUUACUGCAGAUACUAUGGGCAGUGUUUGUUUGAAGAAGGGAUUUCUGUUCAGGACACAGAAAGGAGUGGAAGCUGUGCUGGGGAUCAGGAUUGGUAAUUCCUGGUGGGAUUCCAGCUCUGUUGUGGUUUAGUUGAAAUUGUGGAGUUCAUGUGUUCCUGACUGAAGCAAUCCAGCCCCAUUCUCCAGUCCUCACAUCAUUUCUUGUUGUUAAAAUAAUACUAAAGACCAGAGCUCUGUUCUGAGCUCUGGCAGGAACAGAGGUUUUAGAAAUGUUUAUAAAACAGGGAGUUUUUUAAAGUUUUGUUGUUACCCAUAUUUCUCAUUCAGACACUUAGGGAUUAACAAAGAUUUAACCAAUCAAGGUGAUAACAACAAUCUCUAAAGAGAAAAUUGAGCACGUUCUUAUGUCUGGGAAUCAAUUAUUUUAAUUGUUAACCUUUGAAUUUCAAAUACUUUCUCCCUGGAGUUGUAUUUAACAUGUACAGAUUCUUUUCCUGAUGCCAAACAUUUCUCCCAUGGGAUGUGCAACUCACAGCUGCUGAUAUUUGUAACUUCAGUUUGAUGCCAAAUCUUCUGAAUUCAGUUUGGUCUCAGCACCACAGAAUUCCCUGGAGCAUCCAGACUCUCCUGUCUUUACUGACUUCACCAUUCUAAAACAAUAUUGUUAUUCCUGUUCACAGCACACUGAUUUGGGUAAGUCAGGGGUUCUGACACUCCUUUUUUCUUUAAUAAUCCAUUAAAUGUGUCCUCUGCUGUCUUUUCUUUCACAGGUUCAGUACCUCUGAAACUUGUCCUUGAUCCCACAUUCCUGAUUUUUUUUUUUAAAGGCAAAAUAAUUGGAGACUACACGUGACAAAAUCAGAUGCGUGUUUUAUAAAAUGCCAUUUAUACAAAACUGGGUUUGCUCCUAAAAAUGUGCAUUUUAAAAUCAAGUUCUGUUAUCCCUGCUGGUGCCAGUCCAGGUUUGGAUCCCUGGAAUUCUGCUGCCAUGUAUUUUGUUGGAGUUGCCUCUCAUUCCCUCAAAUAUUAGUCUUACAAAGGCUGCAGGAUCCUGUAAUGCAGCCAAGCUUAACUCUGGGGAAAUGGGAGUUUAAAUGAUCCUAAAAGAGAGUGUGGUGUCGUUCUAAGAGGCAUUUGAAUAACCUUGGUGAGGUUGUUACCAAGCCCAGUUUAUUUUAUAUAGAAAAAUAAAGGCGUAUCUUUAAAAAAAAAAA
Molecule: messenger RNA, 5385 nt
Organism: Vidua chalybeata
Lineage: Eukaryota; Metazoa; Chordata; Aves; Passeriformes; Viduidae
Gene: CACNB4
Product: calcium voltage-gated channel auxiliary subunit beta 4
Exons: 14
Coding region: 14-1522 (502 amino acids)
Biological process (GO): chemical synaptic transmission; regulation of voltage-gated calcium channel activity; calcium ion transmembrane transport
Cellular component (GO): voltage-gated calcium channel complex
Molecular function (GO): protein binding; high voltage-gated calcium channel activity
Source: RefSeq, a predicted model, not a curated record